GAACCAAUUAAACUUAGUUUAAUGCAUCGCCAAUCUGUUUGAACAUGUUCCACUCGGCUACGUUACUUGUGCUAGCAAUGACUCUUCUCAGAUGUAGGAAUACAAGUUGCACCCCGUCACUUCGACGCCAGCAUGUCAGCGUUUGUUAAUGACGCAACAAAAUCCACGUCGUAAGUCGACAUCGAAGGCACGCUGACCUGCACAGAGAUUCUCAACGGUUCUCUACAACUUGAAGUCACCGAACGGUUUGCGAAUAUGGUAGAAAGAAUGUCAUCCGCAAAGCAACCUUUACUGUGAUUUUGUUUAUGCCAUCUGCUUUGCAUUUAAGUAAUCAAGGGUGCACAUCUGUGCCAUGGCUCCACUCCCAAUCCCUGGCGGACAUCUCGUUCAGAUAAAGCGUAAACAGGUGACAAGGCGCCAGGCAUGGAGUGAAGAUAACAACAACAAUGCGUAUGCUUCCCGGAGUCGCAAUUGGUGGAAAAGCCAAAGCAUUACUUCAGAGCCAUUUGCCCUGCUCUUUGGCCCGAGUUUGAAGGUUCUUUUCAAACCUUUUCACGAGAUCGAUGCUGAAAGGUACAAGAAAUACGGAAGGUUUUUCGGUGGCUUUGAGACUGGAAGAGCUAUUCUAUUCGUCGCCGAACCUGAGCUGGUGAAGCAAGUUUUGGUGAAGGACUUUCCACACCUCUCAAACCGAAGAACGUUCGUAUUUUUCGACCCUCUUCUGGACAACAUGAUGAGCGUUGCGGCUGUGGACCAGUGGCGCAGGAUUCGACCAGCUGCGAGUCCGGCAUUUUCCACCGGAAAGCUGCGGAAGAUGAAUUCGUUGAUCGAGGACUGCGCCAUCGUGACAGCGGAACACCUGAAAAAGGCGGCUAUGAACGAAGAGGAUAUUGAUAUCAAGCAGUUCUUUGGGAACUACGCGCUGGACGUGAUUGCACGUUGCGCCUUCGGCACGCGCCUCGAUUCCCACUCUGAUCAGACAAACGAGUUCGUCACCAGGACGAGGGAGUCCUUCUCCGGUCGUGUCACGCCGCGCCUGUUCGUGUUCUUUGUGUUACCAGGAAUUGCGAGAAUGUUCAAAAUACGACCUUUCAAGCGCGACACGUUUCUCUACUUCAAGGAACUCGGCCAGAACAUUAUAAGAAGGCGACGUGAGCAAGAAACUCGCUGCGAAGACUUCCUGCAGUUAAUGGUGGAUGCCCAGGACGGAAAGCUCUCGGCUGCACCCGAAAAUGAGUCCGAACGCGACAACAAACUUUUCAACCUCGGGUCGGAGUUGAAAGUAGACGCCUCGUUCUCAUCGGAAAAGACUCUGACUGAAGACGAAGUCAUGGCGCAGUGCGUACUUUUCUUUGUGGUCGGCCAAGACACGAAUUCAACUACGAUCGCGUACACGCUCUACCUGUUGGCGACUCACCCCGAAGCGCAGGAAAAGCUGAGAGAUGAAGUGGACGAGUGCUUCAGGAUUCAUGGAGAACACCCCAGCUUGGAUGUUGUCAUGAAGUUGCAGUAUCUGCAUUGCGUUGUCUCAGAGGCCCUUCGCAUGUACCCUCCUGCGACACGACUCGAGCGAACACCUCCCGAAGACUACGUUCUGGGUGACACCGGUGUGAAAGUGAGGAAAGGCGAUUUGAUUCGCGUUCCCGUCUACUCCAUGCACUACGACCCGCAGUACUUCCCUGACCCAUUCACUUUCAAACCGGAAAGGUUCAGCGAGGAGAACGUCGGCUCCAUCCAGCCGUACACGUACCUUCCGUUCGGUGCUGGACCACGCAACUGCAUCGCCAUGCGGUUCUCCCUGCAGACCGUCAAGCUGUGCGUGAUGCACGCCGUACGCAGCGUCAGGCUGGUUCGUACUGAAAAGACCAAGGUUCCCCUGGAAUUCAACAGUGGGUUUAGGCUGCUCACCGCAAAGGACAUCACACUGGGAAUCCGGAAAAGAACGUAACAACCAUGUUCGAGUGACUACAUCAGCAAGACUUCGUCUUCAGUGCACCUAUUUGCAGAAGAGAGGCAUCUCAUAAAAAAAAAAAAAAAAACUAUAUAGUUACUCACGUGCGUUUAUAUUUUCACUGGCACCAAUAUGGCGAAUAACAAAAA
Dermacentor silvarum is the source of this 2100-nucleotide messenger RNA. RefSeq names its product cytochrome P450 3A8-like. The record is from RefSeq and is a predicted model, not a curated record. The transcript is spliced from 14 exons. Lineage: Eukaryota; Metazoa; Arthropoda; Arachnida; Ixodida; Ixodidae. The coding region runs from base 353 to 1948 and encodes 531 amino acids. Gene Ontology annotation, molecular function: oxidoreductase activity, acting on paired donors, with incorporation or reduction of molecular oxygen; heme binding; iron ion binding.